Purpureocillium lilacinum is the source of this 387-nucleotide messenger RNA. RefSeq lists its product as uncharacterized. NCBI's taxonomy places the organism in Eukaryota, Fungi, Ascomycota, Sordariomycetes, Hypocreales, Ophiocordycipitaceae. The record is from RefSeq and is a predicted model, not a curated record.
AUGGCAGCCAGGCAGAUGCUCCCGCUCGCGCGCCGCCUCGCCGCCGCUGCCGGCCCCAGUACAGCUCGCGCGCGACUCCUCCAACCGCAAACCCUCCCGUCUGUCGUCCUCCGGCCAUCAACGAGGCGCUACGCCGGCAGCACGUCCAAGCAGCCGAGCGCGACGUCCCAGUUCUACAAGACGUUUACCCGGCCCAUCGCCAAGGUGCUGCUGCUCGCCGUCUUCACGUACCAGGUCGUGUACUGGUCGUGGAUGAAGCUCGAGGCGGACGAGGUCCGCGAGGAGAGAGACGCGACGAUUGCGGAGCUCGAGGCUACGGUUGGCGCGUACGAUAAGAAGAAGAAGGAGAGGGAGGAGGCCGGCGCUGAGGGGAAGAAGACGUCAUGA